AUGGUACCACGCGCAGGAGCACCUGUGGUAGCGGCUGGGACCUUGGGCCGUGACGGUCGUCUUGUCCCUAGUUCCAGGUCAGGGUUCCGCCGCGACCUUCCUCGCACUCGCCCGACACCCGGCACCCGGUCACUGGGUCAACCGCGUCAGGAGGGUGGAGAUGUUCAAGGUCAUGGGGGUGUUUCCCUUAGCUCAACAAGUUUCUCCGAGCAUACCAUCUCUUCAGUAGAUGAUGAAUCUUCAACAAGUAGAAAACUUCUAUCUUCUUCAUCUAACUCUUCAUCAGUCAAUACUUCCAAAUUUUCGUCACCAUCCGAUUCCAACUCUUCUUCGGAUAAAGAUUCUUCCUCCAAGUCUAUGUCUUCUUCCUCUGAACCAGCUUCAAAAACAAUGUUUUCCAAUAAGGUUUUUAAAAAAGAAGUUGUCGGGAAAAUAUUGUCCACAGGAGACAUAAUGUACAAGAGUGGUGGAGUUGUCGAGGGAGAAAUACAUGGUGUAGAAGUUGGAGGUGGAGAUGCAGUUCUAGUAGCAGUAGGUGUUGAUAGAAUAUCAGCAACAGUGCAGUCAGAGGACGAGGAAGAGCUUGUAGACGAAUCAGAUGAGGUUAACUCCGAAGAAGAUGAACAAGACGAACUUGAUUCAAUAUUAACGCUUUAUCUCGUAGACAUUUUGAAGUUCUCAGAAACAGAUGCCACACUGAUAUACCAUGUGUACACAAUGCUUGGUUCCUUCUUUCCGGUCAUUGGAGGCAUCAUUGCUGACAGCUACCUUGGCAGAUACAAGACGAUUCUCUACCUAACCGUAGUGUAUGUAGCUGGAGCUGUAGUGCUUACGACUGCAUCAACACCAUUCUUCGGCCAUGUAGAUAAAAGGAUUUUUAGUAUAGUCGGUUUCGUCGCUAUAGUUAUAGGCAGCGGCUGCUCCAGCCCGUGUACCCUCCCCUUCGGCGGUGACCAGUUUGUCACCCCCAGGCAUGUCCGUCAACUCCCCAUGUUCUUCAGCCUCUCCUACUUCGCUGUCAACGCAUCCGCCCUCAUCUCAAUGUAUGUCACUCCCAUCUUGAGGCAUAACUUCCAAUGUUUCGGGGAGGAAAACUGCUUUCCCUUGGCGUUUGGAGUCCUAACAUUCGCUCUCAUUAUGUCACUGGUUGCUUUUUGGUCUGGAAAAAGCCAAUACAUUCGUCAAGAGCCCCAAGGAAAUAUUAUCGUCGAUGUCUCAAAAUGUAUAAUCCAUGCUCUCAAGAGUAAGUUAAGAUCGAAGGAGACGAGGGAUCACUGGCUGGACCAUGCAGACGAAAAGUUCAGCAAAUCACUCAUAUCUGAUACCAAAGCUGCGUUCCAAGUUCUCUUCUUAUUUCUACCAAUGCCUGUGUUCUGGGCACUCUAUGACCAACAGGGCUCCAGCUGGAAGUUCCAGGCCACCCGUAUGAACGGAUCCCUAGGCUGGUUCACCAUCAAGCCAGAUCAGAUGCAGGACAUCAACCCCCUACUGAUCAUGGUGUUCAUCCCCUGCUGGUUCGCCAUCAAGCCAGAUCAGAUGCAGGACAUCAACUCCCUGUUGAUCAUGGUGUUCAUCCCCUCGUUACUUACUAAGUCUUCAUAUUUUCCCAGGGCUCCAGCUGGAAGUUCCAAGCCACCCAGCUCCAGGUGGAAAUUCCAAGCCACCCGUAUGAACGGUUCUCUAGGUUGGUUCACCAUCAAGCCAGAUCAGAUGCAGGACAUCAACUCCCUGUUGAUUAUGGGCUCCAGCUGGAAGUUCCAAGCCACCCGUAUGAACGGUUCCCUAGGUUGGUUCACCAUCAAACCAGACCAGAUGCAGGACAUCAACCCCCUGCUGAUCAUGGUGUUCAUCCCCUUGUUCGACAUCGUCAUCUACCCCUGGUUGGCCAAGUACCGUCUCCUGGAACGACCCUUACAGAGGUUCACAGUCGGAGGACUCCUGGCAGCGGUGGCCUUCGCCAUGUCAGCCGUUCUCGAGUGUAAUCUAGAAACGACAUACCCGGUCCUGCCGAGUCAUGGAUUGGCGCAACUGAGGAUAUUCAACGGUCUGGAGUGUGACGUCGCCUUCACCCUCCCCAUGGACCCUCGGUCUGGAGUCAUCCCCGCCCUGGACGCUCUACAGCUCACCAGCAUCCCACUGGAGGGUGAGGCCGAGUACGAGCUAAGGUUCAUGACUGCUGCUAACUGCUCGGAGUUCAGGAAUAGAAGGUUUCAUGGGAGAGUCGUCCUGCAAGAAGCUAAAGCCACGUCAGUCUUUCUUCACACCAUCAAAGGAGUCCCUGUAGUUUCUACGGUUAACGAGACUGACGAGAUAGACAAAACUGAUCUUGAAAACCCUCGACUCAGGGUCCUUCACAGCCUCAGACCGUUCCAAAGCGAGUUCUGGCUGUCCCAACAUAAGUACCAUGAGAUGUUUGAGUUUGAGAAAGACACUUUCUCCACUCCAUACAAAUCUGUUGUGGAAACUGGCAGUUUUACCGCCAUGUUAGCCAACAGAACAGUCUAUGGAGAUAUCAAGCUAGGGCCUGCUGGUAUAUAUACUCUCAUUCUGCACUCCCACAAUAACUUUACGAUAGGUCACGUCAUUGAGGUGACCCCUCCCAACAGUGUGCACAUGCUGUGGCAGCUACCUCAAUACAUCACCAUAACUGUUGCUGAGAUCAUGUUCUCUGUCACAGGCAACGAGUUCGCAUACACUCAGGCGCCAGACUCGAUGAAGUCCGUGAUAUCCGCCUCGUGGGCGAUGACUGACGCUGUUGGCAACUUUAUUGUGGUCAUCAUUGCACAUGCGCAACUGUUCGACAGCCAUGCGACAGAAUUCUUCCUAUAUUCAAUCAUCAUGGUGUUAGCCAUGGUACUGUUUAUGUUAAUAUCUUGCCAAUAUCAAUACUACGACCCUAUCAAAGAGACUCCACCAACUAUAUCAGCAACGAUACCGCCUCCCAGUAUAACGCCGACGUCAUAG
Macrosteles quadrilineatus (aster leafhopper) is the source of this 2964-nucleotide messenger RNA. Its product is annotated as peptide transporter family 1-like. Lineage: Eukaryota; Metazoa; Arthropoda; Insecta; Hemiptera; Cicadellidae. The transcript is spliced from 19 exons. Gene Ontology annotation, molecular function: dipeptide transmembrane transporter activity. Gene Ontology annotation, cellular component: membrane. The record is from RefSeq and is a predicted model, not a curated record. Gene Ontology annotation, biological process: oligopeptide transport; transmembrane transport. Bases 1 to 2964 code for a protein of 987 amino acids.